Molecule: messenger RNA, 1410 nt
Organism: Meleagris gallopavo (turkey)
Lineage: Eukaryota; Metazoa; Chordata; Aves; Galliformes; Phasianidae
Source: RefSeq, a predicted model, not a curated record
GGGAAUGCUUGUGUGGCUGCUGGCUCACGCAGACACCUUCGAGGGCAUCUGUGGGGUUGUUGCAGUGGAGUUGGACACGGUACGCUGGCUGCCAUCUGAGCGUGGCACAGCAGCAGUGGGUGGGCAUGUGAUGGAGCAGGAGCCCUGGGUCCUCUGUGUGGCUGUAGCCCCAGGUGCAAGGUGCUUCUCCUCUUCUUUCCCCUCAGUCCUGACUGCUUCUUCCCUUCCCACAGGCAUGAGUGACCAGGCUCAUCCCCAGCACUGAGCAGCCGCAGCCGGGCCACCAUGCCAAUCCCACCCCCGCCGCCGCCGCCCCCCGGCCCCGCCGCCCCCACCUUCAGUCAGGCGAACACAGAACCACCAAAAUUGAGCCGAGAGGAGCAGCGCGGCCGUGGAGCCCUCCUGCAGGACAUCUGUAAAGGGACCAAGCUAAGGAAGGUGACACAAAUCAAUGACCGGAGCGCCCCGAUCCUAGAGAAGCCCAAGGGCAGCGGUGGCAGCAGCUACGGCUCCAGCUCAGCUGCGAUCCAGCCCAAAGGUGGCCUCUUCCAAGGGGGCGUGCCCAAGCUCAGACCUGUGGGAGCAAAGGACGGCUCAGACAGCGCCGGGAAGCAAACCCUGCAAGUCCCCGGCUCCAGAGCCGCUGCCCCCAGGCCCCCGGUGCCGGCCAGCAACAGCCGACCUCAGGAUGAUUCUGACAACAGCCGAGCCUCUCCGCCGGAGCUGCCGCGCACGCAGCGGCCAUCCCUUCCAGACCUCUCCCGGCCCGCCCGCUGCGGGGCCGGGGGGGUGUCACCGUGGGUCCCCUUGUCCCACUGUGCAGAUGCUGACCUCGCUCUCCUUGCAGCCCCGCCGCCCCCGCCACCCAUGCUGCGAAAUGGGGGGCGUGAUGCCCCCCCGCCCCCACCCCCCUACAGACUGCAUGGUUCUACUGAGCCCCCCAGCCGCGGGAAGCCACCCCCACCGCCCACCCGGACGCCUGCAGGGCCACCCCCACCCCCACCGCCAGUGAGGAACGGGCACCGGGACUCCAUCGCCACUGUCAGAGCAUUCCUGGAUGACUUUGAAUCCAAAUACUCGUUUCACCCCGUCGAAGACUUUCCAGCCCCAGAAGAAUAUAAAUACUUCCAGAGAAUCUACCCCAGCAAAAACAAACAGAGCCACACGUGGGGCCCCUCCUCUGCCCCCCAUCCCCAGGUGAAAGCGAGCUGUGCCGGCGGUCGGUCCUGAGCACAGCCAAGAGCUGCCCCCCCUUCUUCAGACGGACCCUCCCCACCUCCCCGCCCCCAGGAACCUGCAUGAGAAACUCCCGGCACCUUCAGCUCUCCCAGGACAAGCGGACGCCCCGGCCCACGCUCACCACGAACCCACACGGCUCUUUUCCCCGCAGCCCCACGUUGGACCCCGCGC